Messenger RNA from Dendronephthya gigantea, 1708 nucleotides. RefSeq lists its product as uncharacterized. Gene Ontology annotation, biological process: signal transduction. Bases 360 to 1415 code for a protein of 351 amino acids. The record is from RefSeq and is a predicted model, not a curated record. The transcript has 6 exons. Lineage: Eukaryota; Metazoa; Cnidaria; Anthozoa; Malacalcyonacea; Nephtheidae.
AGUUUAAGAACUUCGGUAAAUAUUUAAUACCCUAGUGCCCUCCAGAUAAAUCAAUAAAGAAGCUUUCAGCUUAAAGUCUUUGCUCUAUCUUAUUGUUCAUGCUUAUGCAGUGAAGAAAAUAAGUCUAAAUUGGCCUCUUCAUUGUGUUAAAAGUAUAUGCUUAACAGCUAAAUUUCAUAUGUGCAUACGUAAGAUUAGGUAAUUCAUUUAAUUUAUGUGCAUAUGUAGCAUUAAGUAAGGGUGUAGUGCAUGUGUUCGCUUUAGUUUAUUUAGAUCGCCAGUCUUCGUUUCUCCAUUUAGCUUUCACUAUUAAGGCAGGCUGUUUGGGUCGUCGUUCUCGGUGUUUUUCAUGAUAGGAAAUGGCCUUGGAAAAAUCACCAGCUCACGAGCACAAGUUGUUCUUUAUGGACACAACAAGCCUUUUUGCCACUAAAGAUUUGCCAUUUUGGGCGUGUGAUGCUUGCAAACGAACAUCUAAAGAAAUGAAAGUUACCCAUUCCUACCGAUGCAUGAAGUGUGAUUUUGAUCUUUGUAAGGAAUGUACAGAACCCAUCACGUCAAGCUAUCAUAUUCAUAAACUGGUCGUCUCGAAAUCGGCUUAUCCAAGUGGAAAAUGGAUUUGUGAUAACUGCAUGGCUAGUUACAAAAGUCAGGGACCUUUAUGCCGACAUUGCGAAAGCGGGUGCAACUUUGACCUUUGCUUUGGCUGCACAAAGGAUCACAAGAGUUUUGCGCAUCCUCAUUAUUUGCUAAAAGCUAAUCCGAAAAUCAACUACCCCUACUCCUCUGGGUGGCAAUGUGAAAUGUGUCACACAGUCUACGAUAAUGACUCCGAAGAGAAACCUUACAAUUGCAAGCAGUGUCAAUUUGAUCUUUGCUUAAAGUGCCUUGAAGCUACGAUUGAAAUUCAACCGAAUAUUGUGAAAGUUGACAAAAGUGUUGAAGAUGGUCACUGCUCGCAUCAUCACCCUGAUGACACAAAACAAACGGACGGAGAACCCCUUGCUCAGGUAUUUAUUUCAUACAACUGGAAUAUACAAGAUAAAGUCUUGGAGCUAAAGAAACGUCUUGAAUCAAGAAACAUCAAAUGUUGGAUGGAUACUGGAAAUAUGGUGGGAGGAGAUGAUUUAAAAAAGGAGAUUGAUAAAGGAAUGCGCAGUUCCAAGAUUGUAAUAUCUUGUGUGACAAAAGCGUACAGCCAGUCAAAUGCUUGUCAGCAAGAAGUUGCUUUAGCUGAUGUCUUGAAAAAACCAAUUCUUCCAGUUUUAUUUGAGUCAGUGACGUGGCCUCCGGAAGGACCAAUGGCAAUGCCAUUUGCACCGUUAAUUUACGUCAGCCUUGAAAGUGGUAUGACGAAUGAAAACUUGGAUAAAGUCGUUAAAACAAUCAAGUCAAGAACUGGAAUGAAAGGAUAGAGAUAUAUAAUAUUACCAAUUAAAUAAAAUAAAAAAAAAUUAAAUAGCUAGUAUUUCGGAAAUUAUUAUGUUAGAAUACAGAUAUGUUGUGUGUCGUAUAGGCAUAACCACGCACGGAGAAUAUAUUUGAUUGUGUGAAAUUAUGCAAAGACUGAUAUAGAGAAACAAACUGAUUAUGAUACCUUAUUUUUCUAAGUAUAUUAAAGGUGUAAACAACGUCUUAUAGUUGAACUUGGUGAUUAAACCAGGUGAAACCAGCUAUAAAAUACAGAUCUAAUAAAAAUUAUUAUUGC